AUGGACUUUGAAGUCCUGGGUUUCGUCGAUGCCGAGAAGCCUACCAAGGUCGCCGCAUGUGGGAACAUGCACCCGCUGCUGGAUGGUGGCGCCAAGUUAUGGCAGCCCGGAAAAGGCGGGCUCGCGGUCGUGGUUUCAACUGGGAACCGCAGCAAGCGCCAGAGAUCAAAGGUCUCCGAGGAGGAGGUUCAGUCCAUUCUUGAUGAUGCCAAGAAGCCCACCAUCCAAUCCAGCUCAAAAGCCACCAACGGGAAGCGCUCACGCGAAGACGAAGGAGCCUUUACGUAG
This is a messenger RNA of Clonostachys byssicola, 288 nucleotides long. Lineage: Eukaryota; Fungi; Ascomycota; Sordariomycetes; Hypocreales; Bionectriaceae. The record is from the annotation of a GenBank genome assembly.